CACUUUACUCUCACUCGCUAAACACAGUCAUUUGUUUGGACUCAUGCCGAACUUUUACCAUGUUUUUGACUCUUCUGCUGCUGUUUUGCUUCAUCAAUUACAGUGGAAGCGGCACUGAACAUGUGACAGGAACAAAAGGAGGCAAUGCCACCCUGUCAUGUGAACUUGAGGACCAUGAGAUUACAGUUAUUGUGUUAAACAGACAGGCAAAACAGAUCCUUUACUGUCAGAAUGAAGAAUGUAAGAGUGAAGAUGGCAGAGUGUUGAAAAAAGGAAAGUGUGACAUCAUGUUAAUGCAUCUGAAAUUCAGUGAUGCUGGAAAAUACAUUCUGAAAGUCUAUCACAAUAAUGAUCAACCAGAAAUCCUGGAGUACCAAGUUCUUAUUCAGGAUGAGAUUUCUGUGAAAAUAGGUGAGAAGGUAAAGUUGCAUGUUCUGUUGACCAACGCUGAUAAAGUGGAGCAUCAGUACAGCAACAGCACAGAGUGGACAAAGCUGUGGAAGAGAGGCGAAGAGGUCCAGAGUGAUCGACUGACCGACAGAGAUGAGACUCUGACCAUUAGUAAUUUUACAGUCAAUGACACUGGAAUAUACAGAGUUCUGGACACUAAAGGAGAAAUCUUGAUCACAUUGACAGUCACGGUUACAGAAUCAAAGGGAAAACUGCACACAGAUGAAGACAAAACUAUUGAGUCUUGGAUUAUUGUGGUGUCUGUGAUUGGAGCUCUGCUGGUGCUGGUUAUAUCUGCUGUCAUCUGGAAAUACAAAUGUCAGCACAAGAACCCAGAAGAUGAGCAAAUGAACUCAGAAGAUGAGCAAAUGAACAAAGAAGAUGAGCAAAUUAACUCAGAAGAUGAGCAAAUGAACGAAGAAGAUGAGUCUGUCCAACAGGAAGAGAGUGAACUGUAGUCCAGAACAUCUAGAGACGACACUGGGAACUUGUAAUCUUAUAUUUAUUUCAUAUUAUGGUUGAGCAAGAGUGCUGUUCUUGCUGAAUAUCAGAACAAUUACACAUUUGUUUUUAUAUUUUUGUUAUAAAUUGUUUUUGUUUUUAUGACAGUUCAAUAAACAAGUCAAUAUAAAGAGAGCUACAUUUUGAACACAGUAUUAUAUUUUAUAUUUAUACUUUAUCAUAGUAUUAUAUAACACUGAAUAUAUUUAUUAAAUUAAUCUGACAUAAAAUAAUAUUAAUUUAUCUCUAUGUAAGAAAAAUGACCAUAAAGGUAAAAUUGUCACUGGAGAUCAAUUUCUGGGAGAAAAUAUCAUCUUUAAUGCAGAUUAUGAAAAGCUUUGUGAGUCAGACAGUCCUAAACCAUUCAAGAUACUCCAGCACAAAACCACAAUUAUUAUUAUCAAAAUCCCAGAAAAUUUCAAGAUAUCAUAUGUACCUUACUGUGAAGGACUUAUAUAUAAUAUUUAUUUAUAUAUAAUAUUUUCUUCAAGUUCUUAGGACAACUUUGAUUUAAAAUGUUGACUACUGUAUAUAUAUAUAUAUAUAUAUAUAUAUAUAUAUACACUGCUAAAAAAAUUAAAGGAACAGUUUUUAAUCAAAGAAUAGCUUCAAGUUAGUUAAACUCCUGGGAUAUUGAUCUGGGCUGCGUUUCCCAAAAGCAUUGUAAGGCUUACGAUGCUUUAGCAGAGGAGGUUGUUAAUCAGUUUCAGCAGCUUUGAUGUUAAUGAAAUUAACA
Megalobrama amblycephala (Wuchang bream) is the source of this 1687-nucleotide messenger RNA. RefSeq lists its product as uncharacterized. The transcript has 6 exons. Lineage: Eukaryota; Metazoa; Chordata; Actinopteri; Cypriniformes; Xenocyprididae. The record is from RefSeq and is a predicted model, not a curated record. The coding region runs from base 60 to 908 and encodes 282 amino acids.